AUGGAUUCGCCACUUUGGUCUCUAGUGCCAGAUUAUGCGGAAUCCGAACUAAAUUGGAAACCUAGAAAUUUCGUUCAUUACGAUGUAUGGAAAAAUUGGAGAACUGGUGAACGCAAACAAUUUCCAAGAAGUUGUGGUGGACUGGAUGAAGGGGCAGCCGUUGUUUGGCCGGAGGAUUAUGACUAUCAAUUUGAUAGUCAUUUCUUGUGGAGCUGUGAAAAGAACGAUAUCGAUGGAUCAUUGAACUUUGAGCCAUCGGCAUGUGUUGGCGAUGAGUCGGCUCAGAAAACUCACAGCAUCAGAGCUGGAGAAACAGAAAUUUACAAGAAUGGAUCAGUAGUAGUUUCCUGUAAGCGGUUUGAGGGAAGAUUGCAAAGAGUGAGCACGCCAGUUUCUGGAUGCUUCUACAAUAACACAGUAUAUCCCUUAGGUGCACAUUGGUCAGAACCCAACAUUGGGGAUUCCCAGACUUUACACAGGUUCAUGACUUGCUACAAGUCAGAAUCCGGUUAUUUUGAAAAGCGAGUUGCGGGCCAUCAACAAAGAUUACAAAUCCUCAGAUCAAGACCGCCAAAUCGGCGUUGUUAUUGUGACCAAUUAUGUCAAUCCCGCUACCGCUACAAAUUGGAAGACACCGCCACCGGCACAAAUAGGAUACUAUCUUUUAUAUUUUCUCAAAGAAGUUGGGGAUUAUCCAUUGAGCUCACAAUGACCAGAUCAUUAAUCAAGAGCACCCGGAUGGUCAUUUCAAUCAGAGAAACGGGAAACAAGACUCCUUUAAAUCUUAUCUUGGAAAUAUCGUUGGAUUCCCGGAAAUUGGAUUUGCCAGGAAGACCGAGAUGGCGAAGAAGAAAACAGGAUGGCAAAGAACAAGAAAAGAUGGAUAAUAACUUAAACAUUAUGGCUCUCCCAUUCAAUUUCUCCCUGGACUACCCGAGAUGUUGUUAA
This is a messenger RNA of Caenorhabditis briggsae, 948 nucleotides long. Lineage: Eukaryota; Metazoa; Nematoda; Chromadorea; Rhabditida; Rhabditidae. The transcript has 5 exons. Bases 1 to 948 code for a protein of 315 amino acids. The record is from RefSeq and is a predicted model, not a curated record.